AUGCGGCAUCCGAAGAUGGGAGACCGCGUUACCAGCACUGUUAACGAUUUGUGGGCCUUUUAUAAGGCUACAAAUAGUAAUGGUCCUGCCCAAGAAGAAAUCGAUCGAAAUAGCGAAUUACAGAAGAAAAUUAAACAAAAAAGCGAAUUCCUGGACUCUUUGAAACGCGUAGUUUCGGGUUUGAACAGCUUUCUACUUGGCGUACAGUCGGAACAAAAUGCGGCAGUUUGUACGAAAGGGCUCUUCAAAGAGAGCCAUGCUUUUGUCAAUGAGCUGGUUGAUAGAUACAAAGAAAAUUUCAGGAUGGAGAUGCGCAAUCGAACAGACCAGAUUCUGUAUGGGCCUGUAGAACCGAGAGGAAAUUUGUUCGGAGAUAGGCAGUUAGAAAAGAUUCGCGAAGUUGUGAAGGCGCAGGAACGUACCAUUGCUGCCCUAAAAAGCUCACCCCGUAUGUUGCAAUUUGAAAGACAAAAGAACGAGGAAGAUGCGAUCAAGCAGGAUCUCGCAGACAUUGAAUGUGAAACCGCAAAA
Molecule: messenger RNA, 531 nt
Organism: Anopheles bellator
Lineage: Eukaryota; Metazoa; Arthropoda; Insecta; Diptera; Culicidae
Exons: 3
Source: RefSeq, a predicted model, not a curated record